CUUAGUGGACUACUAUUUUACGCUCCCUGAGACAUCUGGAUUUUUCAGAGUUGUGAGUGCAAGGUAAAACUUCUGGCUAAGAAAGAACUACAUUCUUCAGCACUCGGUGUUUGAAAAUAGGUCAAGCUAGAACCAAGAGAGAAAAAGGCUGGAAGCAGCAGGAGAACUAAGGGAGGUUGCUGAAAGGCACGACUACAUUUAUCCUCCACUUAGAAAAUUCAGGUCAUGACCAUCCUAGGUCCAUGGCUACUGAGAAUGAAACCCUUAACAUGACAUCAGGGCUGCAUUCACUGACAGACCAUCAUAACACUGGGAAUGCUUUUUUGAUCAUAACAUACACAAUAGUGUUCAUUGGAGGUGUGACUGGAGCCAUCACAAUGUCAUUUUUGCUACUGAAAAUGAAUACAUUAUCAGUGACCACAACAGCGAUCAUAAAUCUGGUAGUGAUCCACAGUCUCUUUCUUAUAACUGUGCCUUUUCGGCUAUAUUACUACAGCACAGACAAGUGGAUCUUUGGAUUUUUCUUUUGCAGAUUUGUAAGCAUAAUGGUCCAUUUGCACAUGUACCUCACCUUUCUAUUUUAUGUGAUUGUUUUGGUUAUCAGAGGCCUUAUUUUUUUCCAAUGGAAGGACAAGGUGGAGUUCUACAGAAAUUUGCAUGCUGUAGCUACUAGCACAGCUGUGUGGAUCCUGGCUUUGCUUACCAUAGUACCAGUAAUGUUGCUUUGGUAUGGACAAUCGGGGGAUUACCAUGACAGUAAAUGUUUUACAUUUCAGCAGGAGUUCAAGAUGGACUCAGUGAAAGCAGUGAACUACACUAUCAUUGCUGUAGUGCUUAUUAUAACUUUAAUCCUUUUGGGCUUGCAAACUUUCAUAGUCCUAAAGGUGGUGAGAAAGGUAUCGGGAUCUGUAUGGUCACAUCAAGAAUUUCGAGCACAGCUGAAAAGCAUGUGUUUUGUAUGUGUCAUCAUUUUUUGCUUCCUUCCUCAUCACAUUUUUCGGAUUUAUUACAUCCAGUAUGUGAAUAAUAAGCAGUAUUCUGAGUCUCAUAUAUACAAUGAAAUCUGUUUAAGCAUAACUUCCAUCAGCUGCCUUGAUUUGUUUUCAUUUGGGAUAUUUGGAAACAAACUCUUGAGGCAAAAAAUCUGUUCAUGUUCAUGUUGUUAAUGUUUUUUGUGUACUUUUGUAAGACAAUCUUCUACCUAGUAAUGAUGUCACCUAUACACCUUUAAACAUUUCAGAGUGAAAUGUAGAUGUUAUAAAUUCUAUGUAUACUAUUUUUUAACAUUCUGAGGAAAAAGAUGGAGAACUCCCAAAAGAUACCCAGCAACCAUUUUAGCAACUGCUGGAGGAGAUUAGAUUGAGAUGUCACCAGUAUGUGGAUGAUACUCAACUUAUCAUCCCCAUUCCCCCAAAUCCAGUGAGCUGUUGGGUGUUCUGAAUCUGGCCCUGGGUGUGGAAUGGACUGGAAGAGAGUCAAUAUACUCAGUCCAAAUAAGACAAAUGUACUGUUAGUGGGUGGUUUGUCUGCUGAAUUAUGUUGAAACUAUUCUGAAGUAGGGUGCACACUCCCUAAAGCAGAGGUGAGCAAUUUUGAGAGGCUGGGGAACACAUUGUUCCAUCUUAGACCACAACAGAAACCGCUGCACCGGCAAUUUUGGAUGGUACAAUACCAAGGGGAAAAAAGCUUCCUCUUGACAGCCAAUUUUGGCAGUCUAACCACAACAACAAGCAGCAUGACAUUUAUAGGCUAUUAGCUUUGAAAUAACCCCCCCCCUUUUUUUUUGGCUGCUGCACCACCAAAGUUUGGGGACAUGCCAUUGAAAUUGAUGCCACUGUACUACCAAAUCUAGGGGCAAAUUCAGCAGCACAGAAGCAAGGAUUGCAUGCAAAAAAGGAUAAGGGAGGCUUUAUGUGGCCUGCGGGCUUCAUAUUACCCACUUCUGCCCUAAUGGAUUGGGUUUGUAGUUUGGUGGGGCUCUUGGGUCCAGCAUUGUCACUGGUGGCCUCUGUUUUAUGUUUCUGUAGCACAGAGCACCUUUUAUCAGCUUGAACAAAUAUACCAUCUAAAACCCUAUCUGAAUGGAGUGAGACUAGCUUCAGUUAUCCAUGGUUUGGUAUUCUCUUAUUUAGAUCACUAAUGCGUUAUAUGUAGGGCUACCUUUGAAAAUGGUCUGCAAACCAUCCAAAAUAGCGCAGUGAGAUUGUUAAGAGGGGAAUAGCGGAUAUGACUAUAUUACCUCUGUGCUCUGUGAUAUGCACUGACUUCUGGUCUGUCAUCAGGCACAAUCAAAGUGCUGGUGUUAACUUUCAGAGCCCUAAAUGGCUUGGAGCCAGGUCACCUGAAGGAUUGUUUCCUUCUAUCUAUAUCUACCUGGAUUCUAAGAUCAUCCUCAAAGAUCAUGCUCCAGGUGUCCCCAACAAAGGAGGUGAAGUGGAUGGUGACUAAGUUGAAGGCCUUUCCAGAGAGGUCUCCUAUAUUGUGGGCUUUUCAACAUCAUGCUUUUUCCUGGCAGAUCCUUUUUAGUUCUUCAGUUUAAAAAAAUGGCAAUGUAUUCGUUGAUCUUUUACUAUUGCCAGUUUUUACUUUUAGUUGUGUUAUGAUAUAUUUUAUAAUGUUUUUGGAUGUUAUGGCUUUAAGAUUUGUUUUGCAGACCACUCUAAAAGCUUCUGCUGGUGAGCAGUUUAGAGAUGUAAGAAAUAAAUGAACUUCAUCACAGCUAAAGAGCUAUAUAUUGCUCCUGUUUCGAAGCAUAAUGUGAAGCACAAAUUUUAGUUUGUAUAGGAAUGUAUAAGUAAAAUCAUCAUCAUCAUCAUCCUAUGAAAUCAUUAAAAGUUUGACAGUGAAUCUAA
Messenger RNA from Varanus komodoensis (Komodo dragon), 2852 nucleotides. RefSeq names its product G protein-coupled receptor 141 (gene GPR141). Gene Ontology annotation, molecular function: G protein-coupled receptor activity; oxysterol binding. Bases 243 to 1166 code for a protein of 307 amino acids. Gene Ontology annotation, biological process: G protein-coupled receptor signaling pathway. NCBI's taxonomy places the organism in Eukaryota, Metazoa, Chordata, Lepidosauria, Squamata, Varanidae. Gene Ontology annotation, cellular component: membrane. The transcript is spliced from 3 exons. The record is from RefSeq and is a predicted model, not a curated record.